Molecule: messenger RNA, 1318 nt
Organism: Acanthoscelides obtectus
Lineage: Eukaryota; Metazoa; Arthropoda; Insecta; Coleoptera; Chrysomelidae
Source: the annotation of a GenBank genome assembly
CUUAUGUCAUUAUCUGUAAUCGCGAAACUAACAAUUGCAAUCUAGUUAUCCGGAUGUUAGUCGUUUGCGAUGCAGCAUUGGCGCAAUGACGUCGAGCGAUUGUCGCGAGCUCGAAGUGGAAUGCGCGAUCGGUCAGCUUGGGAAAAGUCGGAGAGACACCAAAGAUUCGACGGAGGUCAUCAGAAAAUGGUGUGAGAGCCAGUCGCACUUGCCGGAAGUUCCUUGUGAUGAGCUUAUAGAGUCCUUCCUGGUGGCCAACAGGUUUUUGGUAGAACGGACAAAAGAAAAGUUGGACAUGUAUUACACAAUUCGGUCACUGCUGCCAGAAUGUUUCGAAAAUAAAAACCCAAAGUUACCGAACAUGAAGGAGAUUGUCAAAGUAGUCUAUUAUUGCCCACUACCAAAAAUGACCAGGGAGCUGUACAGGGUAAACAUAGUGAAGAUAACUGGAGAGCCUGAAUCUUUCGAUGCGUACGACUGCUUUGGACAUCAAUUGAACAUAAAUGAGAUCCGAUUACAAGAAGAAAUCGUCUUGGGUGAUAUACUGAUCAUAGACUUUGCAGACAUUAAAGUUGGUCAUGUGAUGAAGUUUACACCUAUACAUAUGAGAAAAGCAUCGAUUAUCUUAGAGAAAGUAUUUUCAAACAGAAUUAAAGGGAUACAUAUGAUAAAUGCUCCAGUUUAUGUAGAACCAGUCAUAAAUUUAUUGAGGUCGUUUUUAAAGCAGAAGCUUUUAAACAGGAUACAUGUACACAGUUCACCAAAACUCCUCUUGAAUCACAUUUCGAGUGAGAUAUUACCCAAAGAUUACGGAGGAAGUGAACGGCCGUUGAAGGAGCUGAACGGUAAGGUAUUUAUGCGAACAAUUGAGGACUUGAAGUGAGGCACUUGAGGAACUUUUUUCUCGUUAAUUCUACUGGGUGUGCUCAAAGUUGAGACUUCAUACAACCGAGACAAUAAGUCCCGAAAAAGUGAGCGGGCUAGACCGCACCAAAAGCAAUAUCCAAAUCAGGCGCCGCGCGAUGUGUAGGUUAACCUAUUUACAAAUCGGAAUUGUAAAACCAAUAAAGUCACCGUUCAAAUUUAUGAUAAAAUUUCUUUUCGGAACACUUCUAAAUGGUUUCUCUGAAAAAAUAGUGAUUUUUGACUUUGAAGGUUUCAAUAAUUGAAGAUUAUUAUUCUUUGCAUAUGUACUAAUAUAGAUUUUAAAUCAUCAUUGACCUCAGUUUGGAUAUUAAAACUUUGGAAAUGAUUACAAAUUUGUGAAUCAUCGGUGGAAAAUUGAACACUGCAGUAUUUGACAACAGCGUUUAGAUCC